This is a messenger RNA of Lathyrus sativus (Indian pea), 1035 nucleotides long. Lineage: Eukaryota; Viridiplantae; Streptophyta; Magnoliopsida; Fabales; Fabaceae. The record is from the annotation of a GenBank genome assembly.
AUGGCCCAACAAAAGAAAAGGCUCAAAACUCUCUCAAACAUUCUCAAAGACAAAGCUUCAGUAAUCUACGCAUCCCUCUCCAUCAAACGCCAUGUCUCCUCCGUCCAAAUCAACAUCCUCCGCGCCACUUCCCACAGCCUCUCAUCUCCACCGUCCGAGUCACAAAUCGCCGCCGUCCUCUCAAUCGGCAACACCUCUUACACUCUCCCUCGCGCAUGCAUCAACUCCCUCAUGGACCGCCUCCACAGAACCAAAAACGCUACCGUCGCAAUGAAAUGUCUCUUUACUCUCCAUAACGUGAUCCUUAAAGGACCUUUCACUCUUAAAGAUCAAUUCUCUUGCUACCCUUCUUACGGUGGUCGGAAUUUUCUUAACCUCUCUACUUUUCGUGAUGACUCGGAUUUUGAAUCGGUGCAAUUGAGUUCUUGGGUUCGUUGGUAUAGCGCUGUUCUUGAACAGUUUUUAACCAUUUCAAGAAUCUUAGGUUAUUACAUGAAUUCGAAUUCUAUAAAGAAUGAUUCAGUUACGAUGAUGAAAUUGUCGAAUGCUGAUUUGUUGUAUAAACUUGAAGGUUUAGUUGUUUUCGUAGAGAAAAUUAGCGAUGUUCCGGAAUCUUUGGAUCUUCAGAGGAAUGAACUGGUUUAUGAGAUUGUGAGAAUGGUGGGUGAAGAUUACAGAAACGUGCAGGGUGAGAUACUGUUGAGAUUGGAAGAGCUUGGGAAGAGGAUCGAUAGAUUCGAAGAUGUGAGUGAGUUGAACGAGUUGGUGAGUUAUUUGAAGAGAUUGGAAGAGAGUAGAGAGAAACUUGUGCUUUUGUUUGUGAAUAGAAGAAAGAAUAAUGGGUUUUGGGAAAUGGUUAGAGAGAUAAAGAUGAGAGGGUUGGAGAAGAAGGGAGAGAUUGAAGGGAAGUGGCUGACGGUGGUGGUGGGUAGGAACACGGUGGCGGCGGAUGAGUUGAUUCGGUGUACGAACCCGUUUCUUGAACCGGGACAAUAUUUUCCGGUCCCACAGAUGAGUUUUGCAACGGUAAGAUGA